UUAACCGCCAAUCAAAACAGCCGAAGUGCACAUCCGCCGAAAUUUAAAAACGCCCUCUAGCUCGGUAACUUUAGACGGCGACACAGGUUUUGGACUAGAUACAUAGCACUUAUUUCCGUAUAAAACAUGGACCCGUUCAACGAGGAGGAUAUCAAAAUGUAUUUUUUCAAAAACAGGCUAAAAACGUUUGAAGGGUGGCCGUUUGACGAGGACUGCAUGUGCACCCCGGAGAACAUGGCCAAAGCCGGCUUCAUCCACACACCUACAGAGAACAGCCCGGACAUCGCCAUGUGCUUCUUCUGCCUCAAAGAGCUGGAGGGCUGGGAGCCAGAGGACGAUGCAGAGAAAGAGCACAAAUCUCAUUCCCCCUCCUGUCAAUUCAUUGCCUUAAAGAAAAAGGUAGAAGAGCUGACGGUGGAAGAAUUCUUCAAACUAGAGAAGGAGAGGCACAAGAACAUCAUUAGAAAAAUUGGAAAUGAGGCAAUUGCCAAGAUUGAAGAGGCAGCCAAACUGAGAAGAGGCGAUAUCAUCAAGACCGCCAUGGGAGAAGAAGAGAACAUUUCCCCGCUUCUUCAGUAUCCCGGAGGCUGGGUCCCGUUUUACGCGCGACUGACCCUCCUCCACCUGGACAGGAUGAGGGUCAGCUUUGGCGCCCUGGCGAUCACCGCCGGAAUCUGCGGGAUUCUCAGCUUCGGGUUCUUGGCUACCUCCCUCGGAACCGAUCACUGGUACGUCAUAGAGAUGAAUCCUGUGAAUGCGUCGGACUUUGAGGACAUAAGCUUCCGCGCGGGGUUGUGGAGCGUUCAUGAAGGAGAGAAGAUUGCCGACUCCUUCACGGCUGAUUAUUCCCAAUUCUCUGACACUGAGCUGCGCUUGAUGAACAUGCACGGUGCUAUAGUGGUGGUCCUGCCCCUCAGCCUGGUCCUGCUGCUGUUCGGGGGCAUCUGCGGCCUGGUCAUAAGUGGAGCCCUGGGGGGUCUGUUCUCUGAUGCCCCGAGGGUCAGAGGUCAGGUCCAGGUGGUCAGCCUCACCCCGAUUCAUCCCAAACAACACUCUUUUGUACGAGUAGGGGGCCGGUUAAAGGCCACAAACGAGAGGAGACUCAAUUUCCUGACACAUGACAAUCAUUUGGUGGCCGUGUGCGGCCAGCUGACCCUGUGUGGGGCCAGCCUGUACGUGGUCUACUCGCACCAGGCCCUGGCGGAGACGGAGAGGCUGAUAGGGCGGGAGGGCCUGGCCCGCAUCCACACCUCCUUCGGCUGGUCUCUGGGCCUGGCCUGGCUGUCCUACGGCCUGGAGCUGCUGGCCGGGGGGCUGCUGCUCGCGGCCGCUAAGGUGACCGCCCUGAGGCGGGGCCGGCCCGGGACGGCCUGACGGGCCCCC
This is a messenger RNA of Menidia menidia (Atlantic silverside), 1383 nucleotides long. The record is from the annotation of a GenBank genome assembly. Lineage: Eukaryota; Metazoa; Chordata; Actinopteri; Atheriniformes; Atherinopsidae.